AUGAAGUUCACUGUCAUCUCCCUCCUCGCCGUCACCUUGCUCUCCGUGGGUCCUGCAGGCGCGAUUCCCGUCGACAGCAUGCAAGACCCUACCACUACCGAGGCGAUGUAUCGGACCGACGAUGCCAUGCCGGCAGCUGCCGGUGCAACCCUGAUGUCCCACAACCUGGGUCAUAACUGUACCGAUGGCCAUGCCCAUGGACAUGGAGAAAACGAAGAUGUCGAUCCAGCCACCGCCACUACCGCUCCAGGCAGUGACGAUGAGGUGACAGCGUGGGUCAAGAGAUCUCCGCCCGCAGGUUCGGGUGGUACUUCAGCAAGGGUCUCUUCCCCCGGUAAUCAGUUCAGUUCCAUGUCACCCCAACCGGGUACCGACCACGGGGACGCUGAUGACGAUCUAACUUGGAUCCAUGGCGUAAGUGUCCACUCUGCAGAAUAG
Messenger RNA from Aspergillus nomiae NRRL 13137, 438 nucleotides. RefSeq lists its product as uncharacterized. NCBI's taxonomy places the organism in Eukaryota, Fungi, Ascomycota, Eurotiomycetes, Eurotiales, Aspergillaceae. Bases 1 to 438 code for a protein of 145 amino acids. The record is from RefSeq and is a predicted model, not a curated record. The transcript has a single exon.